GAUUUUGAAGAGCCAGCAAAAACGACAGAACAGUAAUUAUCACGAAGACAACAAUAAUAUAGUAUUAGAUAUAUUCAUAGAUUGUUACGAUCUAACACUGAAAAAAUAUACAGAAAAUAAUAAGUUCACAUCAAAAUGAGUGUUCUAAGAUUACCUCCGUUGCCCUCGAUAAGAGAUUUGGUCAAACUGUAUCGCCUUCAAGCACGUAAACAGUUGUCCCAAAACUUCUUAAUGGACGAACGUCUCACAGAUAAAAUCAUCAAAAUGGCAGGUAGAAUAAAAGAUGCACAUAUAUUGGAAGUCGGACCUGGACCAGGGGGAUUGACGCGAUCCAUAAUGAGAAAGUAUCCCCAGAAGUUAAUAGUAGUUGAAAAAGAUGAUAGAUUUUUGCCUACGUUGCAGCUGCUCCAAGAAACGUUUCAAAACGUAAAUGGCGAAAUGGAAAUAAUCAUAGGAGAUAUAUUGAAAGUAAAUUUGAACGUAUUUCCUGAGUGCGAAAAGAAAAGCUGGGACGAUAUCUCUCCAAGGAUUCAUUUGAUCGGCAAUCUGCCAUUCAGCCUUUCAACCCAUCUUAUUAUCGUCUGGCUUAAAGCUAUCUCUGAGAAAAGCGGACCGUGGGCCAUGGGAAGAACCAGAAUGACACUUACCUUUCAAAAGGAAGUUGCUGAACGCCUUGUCUCAGAAGCAUAUGCUCGGGAUCGCUGCAGAUUGUCAGUCAUGGCACAGGCUUGGACUAAACCAACGCUAAAGUUCAUCAUUCCCGGCAAAGCAUUUGUUCCACAGCCUGACGUAGAUGUUGGAGUCGUGACAUUUACACCACUGGUACAGCCUCGUACAAACCAUGAAUUUGAAUUAUUUGAGAAAGUUACUCGGCACAUAUUCAGUUUUCGUCAGAAAUACGUUGUGAAAUGUACAGAGACUCUGUUUCCGCUUUCUUCUCGAAAGGAGCUUGGAAUGAUGAUGGUAAAGCUAGCCGAAGUUGACCCCACGACAAGACCGUUUAUGCUUGAAGUAGCGGAAAUAGAUCGCCUCUGCACAGCGUACAAAUACUUGUGUGAAAAGCAUCCCGGCAUAGAGUCUUUCAAUUACAGAGCUAGUAACAAAUUAUUAUCACAUUGUCAUACGUCGGACGUUACAGUGGAGGAAGUUAGCGCUAAUUCAAUGUAGAAACAUCGCUUUACAAGUGUGGUUGGUAAGCAUUGAUCGAAUUGUUGAUCAAAUUGCAAAGAUCGACCACAACGAUAAUCAGUUACAAUUGUCUGUAGUCAGUGAUUCAAAAAAUCGCUAUAUCAAACUAUAUAUAGAAGUGUAUUUUAACUUGCAUUUACUUUAUGCACUGUUUUCUUUAUCCAAAAUAAAUUGACAGUUUAUCAAAACGCUGGAACGGAUCUUCAUUAUGUCACCUCCAUUGUCAACUUAGUUGGAGCAAGAUGAAUUACUUAUUGAUUAUUUUGUCGAGAUUUCGGAAGCGUUAGACGAUUAUUGAAUUAUCUCGUUUCAAUAUCUAUAAUUACAUCUGUAAUUUAUAUUUUAUUUAAUCACUGCAUAAUAAGCUCUUCAUGCUUUUAAUAUGUGGAAAUUUCUACAUCAGAAUUAUUCAUUAUAUACAUAAAAAAGGAAUGAAAAGAAAAGAGAAUAAUCUUAUAGAUUAAAUGAGAUUUAUAUUACAGUAUACGAAAUCGUGUUAGGGUAGGUAUACGAUUACGUACAUUAAAGAGGCGUCGAAUACAAGUAAUGACAUAAAUGAAAAUUGAAAUACGAGUUACCCUGUUUCGCGGCUCUCAAUUCACAUUCGGUUCUUUGUACGCCAAUAAAAAAUUCCUAAGCUUAA
Messenger RNA from Diprion similis, 1831 nucleotides. It is a transcript of the gene mtTFB1, whose product is annotated as dimethyladenosine transferase 1, mitochondrial. Bases 136 to 1167 code for a protein of 343 amino acids. Gene Ontology annotation, molecular function: rRNA (adenine-N6,N6-)-dimethyltransferase activity; mitochondrial transcription factor activity. The record is from RefSeq and is a predicted model, not a curated record. Lineage: Eukaryota; Metazoa; Arthropoda; Insecta; Hymenoptera; Diprionidae. Gene Ontology annotation, biological process: rRNA methylation; transcription initiation at mitochondrial promoter. Gene Ontology annotation, cellular component: mitochondrial matrix. The transcript has 3 exons.